AUGGAUUGUAUAUUAGCAUUGAAGGGAAAAGAAUAUGUGCUUACAGCGUCGAACAAAGCAUUUGUUCGGGGAAUUACUGUUCUUAAUGAUUCAGACGAUAAAUCAAAGUGUUUAAAUCUUCAUAAUCUUCUUUUAUAUUCUGGAAUGGAAGGUGAUGUACUAAAUUUUUCAGAAUAUAUUCAGGCAAACGUUCAGCUUUAUGAAAUGAAGAAUGAUAUUGAAUUAAAUACUAAAGCAGUUGCUAAUUUUAUUUGGAAGGAGUUGGCCGAUAGUUUGAGAUCACGUAAGCCAUAUGGUGUUAACCUUCUUUUAGCUGGAUAUGAUAUUGUUUCUAGAUCGGUACAACUUUAUUUUCUAGAUUAUCUUUCUACUUUUUCAACUGUUCCAUAUGCAUGUCAUGGUUAUGGGAGUUAUUAUGUAUUGUCUUUAUUGGAUAGAUAUUAUCAACAAGACAUUACUUUAGAUGAUGGAUUAAAAUUAUUAAAAAUGUGUUUAGAUGAAAUGAAAAUGAGGCUUCCUAUUGAUUUAAAAGGUUUUGUAAUAAAACUAGUUGAUAAAAAUGGUAUUUCUAUUAUCGAUGAUUAA
This is a messenger RNA of Pneumocystis murina B123, 585 nucleotides long. RefSeq lists its product as hypothetical. Gene Ontology annotation, cellular component: cytosol; proteasome core complex, beta-subunit complex; nucleus. NCBI's taxonomy places the organism in Eukaryota, Fungi, Ascomycota, Pneumocystomycetes, Pneumocystales, Pneumocystaceae. Bases 1 to 585 code for a protein of 194 amino acids. The record is from RefSeq and is a predicted model, not a curated record. Gene Ontology annotation, molecular function: peptidase activity. The transcript is spliced from 4 exons. Gene Ontology annotation, biological process: proteasomal protein catabolic process.